AGAUUUUUUAACAAUAUGUCAGAUUGGGACACCGCGCCUAUUACUCUACGCAAACGUGCUCCAAAAUCGUCUACGUUGAAGACCGAGAAGGCGGUGAACGACGCACGGCGACAGGGUUUCACCGUGGAGACACAGGCGAAAUGGGGUGGUGGUGCAAACAGACAGCAUGUAACUACAAAGAACACAGCCAAAUUAGAUCGUGAAACAGAAGAAUUAAAACACGACCAAAUUCCACUUGAGCUUGGCAAACUUAUCCAGCAAGGACGACAGAACAAAGGAUUAUCACAAAAAGAUUUGGCUACGAAAGUAAACGAAAAGGCGCAAGUCAUCAAUGACUACGAAGCCGGACGUGGAAUACCGAAUCAGAUGGUAAUCGGCAAGAUCGAGCGAGUACUUGGAAUUAAAUUGCGUGGUAAAGAUCGUGGCAAACCGUUAGCGGCCCCCGGGACGAAGAAGUGAAUCUCGGGGGGAAGCAACAUCUAUCUUUCGAUCCUUAUAUACUGUUCCCAAGGAAGAACUAUGAGAAAGACGGUAGAAUGAAAUGCAACAAAAAAAAGAAAAAUAAACCUUUAUCCUCCUUUCUUUUGGUUAUACAGAUAUUGUGAACGAUAAAAAAACAUGGAUUACAAUUAACUUCUCUUUAUGUACGAAAUAAAAGAAAGAUAUUUUAAGAUAUCACGAAUACGUACGAGUGACAUACGGUUACACACGGUGCAUACAGUAACAUAGCGUAACGUUAAACAAGGCUUAUUGAGUUACCUUUGCGCGUAAUCGUUUAUUAUAGAUUUUUAAGUGUAUAUUACUACUGCUAAUCAUGAAAUAAAAAUGAAUCAUGUGUUUGAG
Cyphomyrmex costatus is the source of this 843-nucleotide messenger RNA. RefSeq names its product multiprotein bridging factor 1 (gene mbf1). Gene Ontology annotation, cellular component: nucleus. Gene Ontology annotation, molecular function: DNA binding. The coding region runs from base 16 to 459 and encodes 147 amino acids. The transcript has 4 exons. Lineage: Eukaryota; Metazoa; Arthropoda; Insecta; Hymenoptera; Formicidae. The record is from RefSeq and is a predicted model, not a curated record.